Messenger RNA from Selaginella moellendorffii, 2019 nucleotides. Its product is annotated as pentatricopeptide repeat-containing protein At4g02750. The record is from RefSeq and is a predicted model, not a curated record. Bases 1 to 2019 code for a protein of 672 amino acids. The transcript has a single exon. Gene Ontology annotation, biological process: RNA modification. Gene Ontology annotation, molecular function: RNA binding; protein binding. Lineage: Eukaryota; Viridiplantae; Streptophyta; Lycopodiopsida; Selaginellales; Selaginellaceae.
AUGGAGGCACUGGAUGGAUUGAACUCGGUACAACAGCAGGGUCUCUCCCGGGGUCUCGAUUCCUCAGAGAAAACCGCAAGUUUUGUGAGGCUUCUCCAGCAGCAUGGAGACCAGAAAUCGCUGUCAGCCGGGAGGCAUCUUCACUCUCAGGUGGCAAGAGCAGGACUAGACAGAGACACAUACCUUGGAAAUCUCAUUGUGAGAAUGUAUAGCAAGUGUGGAAGCCUCGAUGACGCUCGCCAAGCAUUCGAGAGGAUUCAUCGCCCGGACUCUGUCUCCUGGAACAGCAUCAUGGCCGCUUAUAUAAAGUGCGGGGAGAUCGAGCAAGCCAGACGGGUGUUUGAUUCCAUGCCCAGAAAGAGCAUCGUCUCGUGGAAUGCGAUUAUUGUUGCAUAUGCCCAGACUAGUCAUAUGGAGAUUGCAAAAGGCUUGUUUGACGCGGCACCUUGUAAAGACGUGGCUACGUGGAACGGUAUCUUGACAGGAUAUGCGGACAAUGGUCUUGUGAGCGAUGCGAAGAAUAUUUUCGACAAGAUGCCGGAGAGAAAUGUAGUGUCGUGGAAUGCUUUGAUUGCAGCAUUGGCCAAGAACUGGCAUUUUGACAAAGCGUUCGCGGCAUUUGCGAGGAUGGACGUCCAGCCCAACGCGGUGACGUUUGUGACGGUGCUGGACGCGUGCGUCGGCGCCGGGGCCACGGGUGGGGGACUGGCUGCCGGCCGUCACGUCUUCGCUCGCGCCACGGCCAUGGGAAUGGUGGGCGCCGAGAUCAAAGUGGGCAACGCGCUCGUCAACAUGUUUGCCAAGUGCGGCAGCCUCGAGGACGCCAGGGCGACGUUCGAUCUCAUGCCCCGGAAGAACGCCCGGUCUUCCACGAUCAUGAUCGCCGCGCUGGGUAGCUUUGGGCGAUUGGAGGAGGCGCGAUCGCUGCUAGAUUCCAUGGAGAUCAAGACGCUCUUCGCGUGGAAUGCGAUGAUCAGCGCUUAUGCCCAGGCCGGCCGCGCGCGCGACGCCCUAGAGACGUUCGAGCGCAUGGACGUGGAGCCCGACUCCAUCACAUUCAUCGGCGUAUUAGAGGCCGCCAGCUGGACGGCUGACCUAAGCACCGGCCUCCACGCACACGCCAGCAUGGCACGGUGUGGCAUCCACGUAGACACCCACGUGGGCAACGCGCUGGUUAACAUGUAUGGUAAGUGCGGCAGCGUGGCGCACGCCAGGGAGGCGUUUGAGGCGGUGCGUGACAAGAACGUGGUGACCUGGACGUGCAUGAUAUCGGUGUAUGCCCAGAACCGGCAUGCCAGCGCGGCAUUCCGGACGUUCCAGCUCAUGGACCUCCACGGUGUCGCGUCCAACGAGGUGACGCUCGCUAACGUGGCAGACGCAUGCGCCGAGCUGGCUGAGUUCCCUGGCAUGGCCAAGGCCGUACACGAGGUGGCCAUGGAGUUGGAGCUAGACCGCGAUGUGGUUCUUGGGAGCGCGCUUGUUACCAUGCACGGCAAGUGUGGCAAUCUCGGCGCCGCGCGGCGGGCAUUCGAUCGGAUCGAGCGGCGGAAUCUCGUCUCCUGGACGGCGAUGAUCGCGGCGCUGGCCGAGAAUGGGGAUCGCGAGGGCGCCUGGGAUCUCUUCCGGGCGAUGGAGCUGGAAGGGAUCGAGCCGGACGAGGUGUGCUUCAUGGGAGUCCUGGCGGCGUGCAAGAACGCGGGCGAGAUCCAGAGCGGAUUCGAGUAUUUCCAGUCCAUGACCGAGGAUUACAGCAUGGAUCCAUCGCCGGGGCACUAUACCUUCUUGAUCGAUCUGCUAGCGCGAUCCGGGAAGCUGGAGCUCGCCGAGGAUCUGAUCCGAGGCAUGCCAUUCGAGCCCCAGGCGUGGACGUGGACGUCCCUGCUGGGGGCUUGCAAGAUCCACUGGGACGAGCGGCGUGGGGCGAUGGCGGCGCAGCGCGCGCUGGUGAUCGAUCCGCGCAGGACGGCGGCGUAUGUGAUCCUCUCCGAUAUUUGCGGCAAGAACAGUGUGGGAGUAUAA